AGAAUCGUAAGAAAUGGUAUCUCUCUAGAAUUUGUAAUGAAUUUUUUAGGGUUGCUGAAAAGAAUUAUUUUCGUGAGUUCCCAGGGGUAUUGAGAAGAUGUCGAGGCGUGGGUCAUUGACUGGCGUCCUUUGUGACUUCAAAAUCAUCGAUGGCAUUUUCUCAAUCUAAAAUCUAUUCAAUCCCUCUCUCUCUCUAGCCUCAUCAUCAUCCGUUACUAAUGAUUCAGCGUAUAUUUUCGAGGAGAGAGGAAGUUGGGUUUUGUUGCAGUGUAAAUGCUUGGGUGGAUCAGAAGGUUCUAGAGAGAGGAUCGCCAGAAUAAGUUGGGUUUUUCGAGAGAGAGAGCUUUUUGUUGGAUCUAGAGUUUUUUGGAGAGAGGAUCUCUUGGAAAGGUUGGACUUUUCAGAUUCAAGUGUUUGAGAAAGAGAAUCACGAGAAAGAGUCCCAGUUUUUCAGGACUUUCUGCAAAAAAAAUCGGCUUUUAGUAAGAGAAUCACAAGAACAGUUGCUUUUCCCGGAAAGUUUGAUACAAGCCAGGGAGAGACCACAAAUUGAAUUGUGUUUCCACUGUAAUCUCAGACAAUCAGAAGUAUAAAAAGUUUCAGAGAUAAAUUAGUAGACACCCUCUAUUAUCAUCGGAAGCUUCAGAGGAGAUUUUUAUUUAUUAAUUUUUUUUUUUUCUGAAAACUUCAAGGAACUUAAUUAUGAUAGAAAAUAGUGAGUUGGGUCCUUGAAAUUCUUGAGAUAGAAGAAAACCAACAUUUGAAAUUUGGGUUUCUUUUCUUUUAUUGUCGGGCUUUGGAAUUUUGUUAUUUUCAUUGAUGGCUGGAGGGCAAGAGCAGUUCGAGAUCAAGUUCAGGCUUUUUGAUGGAUCAGAUAUUGGCCCUAAAAAGUACCCAGCUGCUACAAGUGUUGCCACCAUUAAGGAAAACAUUAUUGCUCAAUGGCCCAAAGAUAAGGAAAAUGGUCCAAGGACUGUUAGUGAUGUCAAGCUAAUCAAUGCUGGAAGGAUAUUGGAGAAUAACAGAACCUUGGGAGAGUGUAGGAGUCCCAUAUGUGAUUUUCCUGGUGGGGUCACGACAAUGCAUGUUGUAGUUAAACCCCCUUCCUCAGAAAAGGGCAACGAAAAGCAACGGACAAAUCAGAGCAAGGACCCAAAAUGCUUGUGUGUAAUCUUGUAACAGAGGCCUUUAAUGGGUGGAAAUGAGGGAUUUGCAGGACUCAAUUAUACGCAAUCUGCUGAUGCAGAACGUUUAUGAUUUCUCGAUCAACUAUACACCAAGGUAUACGAUACACUCCCACAUUUUGCAGGUUUCAUGGAGGUGAUUGGUUUCAUAGAAUGGUCAUUGUGGUUCUCUUUCAUGAUUUGUAUUUUUUUGGUAUAUCUGUACAUGCAUAAUUGGCCAAUAGUGAUUCUUCCAUCAAAUGAAACUUCUGCUAUCGGGUUUCGUUUAGAUUAAAGGACAAUGCUUAGUCAUUCCUUUUAUUCAUUCUCUUUCUCCAGGUGAAUCAUGUUAUACGGUUUCCACCAUAAUCUAUUUGAUUACUGAACUGUGGAUAUGGAAAUGAUUGUAAGGAAUCCAUGAAGUUUGUACAGUUUAUCCAAACAAGAGAUUUGAGGAAUC
Amborella trichopoda is the source of this 1623-nucleotide messenger RNA. It is a transcript of the gene MUB2, whose product is annotated as membrane-anchored ubiquitin-fold protein 2. Gene Ontology annotation, molecular function: protein binding. NCBI's taxonomy places the organism in Eukaryota, Viridiplantae, Streptophyta, Magnoliopsida, Amborellales, Amborellaceae. The record is from RefSeq and is a predicted model, not a curated record.